Molecule: messenger RNA, 1952 nt
Organism: Thalassophryne amazonica
Lineage: Eukaryota; Metazoa; Chordata; Actinopteri; Batrachoidiformes; Batrachoididae
Gene: rrad
Product: Ras-related associated with diabetes
Exons: 5
Coding region: 331-1263 (310 amino acids)
Biological process (GO): negative regulation of high voltage-gated calcium channel activity
Cellular component (GO): plasma membrane
Molecular function (GO): GTPase activity; calcium channel regulator activity; GTP binding
Source: RefSeq, a predicted model, not a curated record
UCCCUCCUCAGGGCUCCGUCUCUGUCCACCUCCUCGAAGACAAACUCCAUUUGGCGAUGCGGAAGGGAGAUUCCUCAGCUCUUCCAGUCAUCCUCCCCCUCCUGCGCGUGAUGUUACCAUUACGCACCGCUAAACAAACGGAGACGUGAUGAUCCGGGGCGAAUCCCUGACUACGUCACUGUCGCUUCCACAUAAAUAGGUCGAGCAGGAACCGAUCGUCAGACAGAAGUCAAAAUCUCUUUGUGGGACAAAGAACCUCGAUCACCUACAGGAAUUAUUGGAUUCUCUCCGUUUUACCCGACAGCACCGAAUUCUCGGUUUCGAAGCACAAUGACUCUGAACAAAGGCGACAAACUGCGGAACAUGGACAAGAGGAGAGGCAGCACUCCGUUCCCCAUGAAUCUACCCAACCUGCACCGAAGGAGCAUGCCCGUGGACGACCGCGACCUGCGCGCCACCGUGCCACAGACGGGCCAAACCGAAGACGUCUCCAACCUUUUGCGCUGCACCUCCUACUCCCCGAGGGAGCAACACCACCGGGGCAGCUGCGCCUCCAACUCCUCCGACUCCGUCAUCUCCACCGGCAGCGAGGCCGAGGACCAGGUGUACAAGGUGGUUCUCCUCGGGGAGCACGGCGUCGGCAAGUCCAGCCUGGCGCGCGUCUUCGGAGGAGUUGAGGAUGCUGGUCACGACUGCGACGAAGCAGGAAACACUUACGACAGAUCGAUUGUGGUGGAUGAAGAAGAGGCAUCCAUCAUGCUGUAUGACAUCUGGGAGCAGGAUAACAGCCAGUGGCUGAAGGAGCAGUGCAUGAGGAUGGGAGACGCCUACAUCAUUGUGUACUCGGUGACUGACAAAUCGAGCUUCGAGAAGGCUUCAGAGCUGCGGAUUCAGCUGCGCCGCGCCCGGCAGUCUGAGAACAUUCCCAUCAUCCUUGUGGGCAACAAGAGUGACCUAGUGAGGUCCAGAGAGGUGUCCGUAGACGAGGGAAGUGCUUGCGCCGUGGUGUUUGACUGCAAGUUCAUCGAGACAUCCGCAUCCCUUCACCACAAUGUACAAGACUUGUUUGAGGGCAUUGUGAGGCAGAUCCGUCUAAGGAAAGACAGCAAGGAGGACAAUGCACGCCGCAUGGCCAACUGCAGGCGUCGGGAGAGCAUCAGCAAGAAAGCCAAGCGCUUUCUGGGUCGCAUUGUCGCCCGCAAGAACAAGAAGAUGGCUUUCAGACAGAAGUCAAAGUCCUGCCACGACUUAACAAUCCUCUGAGGACGAGGCAGAACAGAAGGACUUUGUUUUUUUUGUUUUUUUGUUCUUUAGCCUCUGAAGACCAGAAGCUGUGUGUGUGUUUAACACUAACCCUGAAGGACUAAUAGCUCUGUACAGAAAUAUCUAUAUUUUUAUUUUUUAGAUGACAACCAAAAGCAGAGACUUACAAAUCAGGACAUGACUGGCAUUACUCAAGUCAUAUCACAACAAUGUUGAUGAUCUGCAUGACUUUGUAAGUUUCUUUUUGUUUUUUUUUGUUUGUUUGUUUGUUUUUUUGACCUUAACAAGUUGCUGUCAUAAUGUGUUGAGUAUGUAUGAAAAAUCCACAAGGGCUUGUCGUUGUAGUUGCAGAGUUGGCCUUGCUGCUGGGUUGUUCGUUGUACAUACUUUAACAUGAAUGACGGUGAAUGCAGCGUACAUCUCAUGUCCUAACGGACACGGCGAUCGGUCACGCCACACAGUUACACGGAAUUGCGUUUACUUGAAACGUGGUACGCAGGAUCGUGCCUCUGCCAAGUUACUGAAGACUGCUCAAAGCUGCGGAAAAAAUAAUAAAAUUCUGUAACGUUGUUCCGGAAUACUGAAUUCAGGUUGUGAAUGUAUGAGUAAAGCAAUAAGUUAUAUUGGAUUUGUGAACCUUGAUGUUAUUUGUAUACAUUGAUUUUGUUUUUUUCAAUAAAAAGUAAAAU